AUGGGUGGUCCUAGGCGGUUCUGGGCGUUUCUGGGCGGUUCUGGAGGGCUGGUAGCAGCCGAAGCCGGCGGACUGCAGGGCGUAUGGGGAGGGGACGUGACGGUGCUGGUGGACAGAGAUGGCAGACGGGGCUGGCGUCGAGGCUGGCGGACGGGGCUGGCGACAAGGCUAGCGGCGGGGCUGGCGGAUGGGGACGCGACUGGGUUGGCGAACGGAGCUGGCGGGUUGCACGUCGGCGGGGAGGGGGGCGCGACGGUAGGGGGAGGGGAGGCGACAGGGAGGCGACGAAGAGGGGAUGCAACGGGAAGGCGACAAAGAGGGGAUGCAACGGGGAGGGACGCGAUGGGAGGCGAUGGGAGGGAUGCGACGAUGGGGGGAAGGGAGGCGUCGUGGAGCGACGGAAGGGACGAGACGGGAAGGGACGCGACGGGAAGGGCUGCGGCGACUGCUAUGGAGGGGGGGGGUGGUGGGUGGGGGGGGGGGGGUGGGGGGGGGGGGGGGGGGGGGGGGGGGGGAGGGGGGGGGGGGGGGGGGGGGGGGGGGGGGGGGGGGGGGGGGUGUGGGGCGAGGGGGGGGGGGGGGGGGGGGGGGGGGGAGUGGGGGGGGGGGGGGGGGGGGGGGGGGGGGGGGGGGGGGGGGGGGGGGGGGGGGGGGGGGGGGGGGGGGGGGGGGGGGGGGGGGGGGGGGGGCCUUUAA
This is a messenger RNA of Closterium sp. NIES-65, 696 nucleotides long. The record is from the annotation of a GenBank genome assembly. Lineage: Eukaryota; Viridiplantae; Streptophyta; Zygnematophyceae; Desmidiales; Closteriaceae.